AUGGACCUGUUAGCUUUUUCUGGCUCUCCAUCGCAAGAGAGAUUCGGGAGCCGGAAAGCACGCGAGGACGUAGGCCAGGGCAUCGCCAACGUGGCACCUGUGUACUCGUGCCCACCGAGGUCUUGGCUGGCACUCGCAGCUGCCUCCCUGCAGGCGGAUGCAUACAGAGUGGCACCCGGGGCGGCCCGGUGCGCCAAGCUGUGGCUGAAACCCCACGGACACGCCCAGUCACGGUGCCAUGGCACAGCCCAGAGCCGCCACACGCCCGUGGCCACGUCGGGUUUACCUCAGUGCGCGGGCGGCUCCUCCCGGCCGAGAGCCAGAGGACGGCGGAGGAGGAGGAUCGGGCGCGGCGUACGGCUGCUGCUGCUUCUCCAGCGCGGGGAUCGCGUCCGGCGCGACCGAUCCUCCGCGCUCCCCGCGCUUCUCGGCGGAGCAGGUCUCGUGCGUUGUGCGAGGCUCUGCUGCAGGCGGGGCGACCCCGGCCGGCUGGGCCGCUUCCUGGGCUCGCUGCCGCCCGACGCCGAGGCGCCGUGCCUGGAGGCCAAGGCGGGCGAGAGCCUGGCCAAGGCGCGCGCCCUGCUAGCCUUCCAGCGCGGCGACUUCGCCGAGCUGUACCGCCUGGUGCAGAGCCGGCCCUUCGGCGCGCCGCACCACCCGUUCCUUGCAGACCUGUACCUGCGCGCCCGCUACCGGGAGGCCGAGGCUGCCCGGGGCCGGGCUCUGGGCGCCGUCGACAAGUACCGGCUUGCGCAAGAAGUUCCCGCUGCCCCAGCACCAUCUGGGGACGGCGAGGAGACGGUGUACUGCUUCACGCGGUCGCGGGCAGCCCUGCGCGACUCGUACGGGCGCAGCCGCUACCCGAGCCCCGAGCAGAAGCGGCGCCUGGCCCAGGACACCGGCCUGUCGCUCACGCAGGUCAGCAACUGGUUCAAGAACGACGGCAGCGCGACCGCAGCGGAGGAGGAGAGGAGCCGGAGGAGGCGCCGCACGCCCAGCAAGAGCGAGUCUGACGGGAACCCCAGCACGGAGGACGAGUCCAGCCACGGCACCGAAGAAACCGAAACGUCCAUGGGGAUUUCUGCAACCCCCGAAGGGAUGCCCACCCCCAACAGCCUGUUCCUGCCAGCCGCUUGCUCCAGCGCCUCUUCCAUCCUCCUCAACGGCAACUUUAUCACCGCUAGCUCCCCGACCAUGCUGCUGAACGGCGGUUCCGUCAUCCAGACCCCCAGCGGAGGCGUCAUCCUGAACGGCUUGGCUCUCGGCGACAACCAAACCAUCACCCUCAGCCCCGUGGCAGCGCCCAGCCCGCCCAUCCUCCUCAACGGAUCCUGUCACCUGCUGGGCGGCAAGCCCCCAGGCCCACCCGGUGGCCAGGAGACCCCCAAGGCUCUCCAGGAGCCCCUUCCUCCAGCCACCGUCAUCCUCAGCCCGGCUGCCGCGCUCCAGGGGGAAGUGAAGUCGGAAGCGGCGGAGGCCCUGGCGUUUGGCGUCGAGGUCAAGCUGGAAGAGGGGCAGGUGGCCGCCCCACCCCUACUGCCCGCCCCCGACAGUGCCACGCUCCUCUCCAACCACAAGGGGCCCCUGCUGGCGGCAGCUGCCAUGCCUCAAGUGGUCCCAUCGAACGAAGAGGGCCCCCCGGCUGCGCAGCAGCUGCCCCCAGCACCCCAGCCACCAGCCACAUCCAGUCCUCAGAUGGUUCCUCUGGCCAAGUUGGUCCCCGGUGCCCAAGCCCUGCCAGCUCCCCAGGUGACCGCAGCCACGGUCGGUGGGCAGGUGACCCAGUCUUCCCAGACUACCACAGCCACGCCGCUGCUUUCCAUGCCAGGCCCCUCGCCCACUGUUCUCCACGUCCCUGCCCCAUCCCUGGUCCCCAUCGCCCAAGUCUCACCCCCUUCCCAGGUGGUGCCACUCUCCCAGUCUGUCUCUGGGACCCAGGUGCUCUCCCCGUCCCAAAUGGUGCCCGUGUCCCCGACGCAGAUCUACACCGUCCCCCAGGGGACCCCUGCCCCCCAGCUCGUCUCACUCCCCCAAGUGGCCCAGGGCUCCCAGAUUAUCUCUCUGCCCCAAGUUGUGCCCACCUCCCAGGUGGUCACCCUGCAGCAGGGCAUGGGCAGCCCCAUCCAAAUCCUGACCACCGGCGGGGCCCCCAUCAAAGUGGGGGCCAUGGCAGGGGCUCCGCAGGUGGCUGUGUCGGCGGGAGGAAGCCUUGGCCAGAGCAACAUGCACCUCAUCAACGCCAACGUGGGCAUGACCACGCUGCAGCUCCCGGGCACCGCGCAAGGCAACAUCCUCCUGACCAACCCGGCAACAGGGAGCAGCACCAUCGUCACUGGAAUGGCCCUGCAGCAGGGGAAGCUGAUCCUGACGGCCACUUUCCCAGCUGGCAUGCUGAUGACGCCCAUCCUCUCAGCCCAGGCCGCCCCGACUCUGGCCCUGCCCAUCAAGCAGGAAGUGGCGGCCGUGAUGGCGCCGGCAACUCUGGGGAGCGGCGAAGGCGGCAGCGUGUUGCUCUCGGGGGGCGUUUCCGUGCUCCCUCCUGGAGUUUCCCCACUCUCGGCACCCGACAGCACCGGGCCGGCCGACUUGGCUUUUGGCACGGACUCUGGCCAAGCUGGCCUCCUUUCAAACUUCUCCCAGCAGGACGGCCUGGCCAUGUCUCAGCAGCAGGUGGUUUGGCCCGUCCCGGUGGGCAUGGACCUCCAAGGGACCGGCGCCGAGGGGCUGUUUGAGAUGGACAAGAACUCUAUGGAGGUGCAGGGCGGCCUUCUGCGUCUCCCGGAGGGAGAGGGCCUCUUGCUGGAUGCCUCCGGGGGCGACCCGAUGGGCCCCGAGGCUCUGGACUCAGACGAGAAGGUGCUAACCCAGCUGCAGUCUGUGCCGGUGGAGGAGCCUCUGGACUUGUAAGGUGUGUCGCAGAGUCCUCACCUGCCCGCGGAACGAUAUUUUAAACCUGCUAUCCUUGGUCCCCACCUGGUCCAUACCGGAUGGUUUGGGGAUGCUACAAGUGCCUUGAAAAGGGAAAUCUGAGUGAGCCCCUGCAGUCUGUGCUGUUGCUGCUGCACAUCUUUUUUUUUUUUUUGCAAACACUACAGAAGGAAAAAACCCAGCACUGGGACACUGCUGACCCCUUUAUCCGGUGUGUGUGCAACUGCCUGUUCAGCAACCCCAGCGCCACCUUGUGGCUGCCAGUAGAACAGCAAGCACUAUCUUCCCCUUGGUCUUGCUCCUUCGCCUUGUUUCUUUUCCCCUUCCCCAGCCCUCCUAAAGCUCAGGCACAGAGUUAAGGGCGUUUUCUACCUUUGUGGCCUUUCUGCCUUUUUUU
This is a messenger RNA of Lacerta agilis (Sand lizard), 3325 nucleotides long. RefSeq names its product homeobox protein SIX5-like. Gene Ontology annotation, cellular component: transcription regulator complex; nucleus. Gene Ontology annotation, molecular function: RNA polymerase II cis-regulatory region sequence-specific DNA binding; DNA-binding transcription factor activity, RNA polymerase II-specific. The record is from RefSeq and is a predicted model, not a curated record. NCBI's taxonomy places the organism in Eukaryota, Metazoa, Chordata, Lepidosauria, Squamata, Lacertidae. Gene Ontology annotation, biological process: regulation of transcription by RNA polymerase II.